This is a messenger RNA of Saccostrea echinata, 1067 nucleotides long. RefSeq lists its product as uncharacterized. Gene Ontology annotation, biological process: neuropeptide signaling pathway. The record is from RefSeq and is a predicted model, not a curated record. Gene Ontology annotation, molecular function: neuropeptide receptor activity. NCBI's taxonomy places the organism in Eukaryota, Metazoa, Mollusca, Bivalvia, Ostreida, Ostreidae. Bases 1 to 1011 code for a protein of 336 amino acids. The transcript has a single exon. Gene Ontology annotation, cellular component: membrane.
AUGGCAAUAACAGUACAGAGAUAUUUUAUGAUAUGCCGACCCUUGGGGAUGCAACUGGAUCUCCGACGCAAACGAAUUUGUCUUUUUCUUAUUGCCUGUUUAUCAACUUUUAUGUCACUUCCGAUUUUCUGGAACGACAAUAAUGAGAAGAGGACAUGCUCUCUUGCAAAGGAAGACUUUGACUUUUUCUUCGUUUAUCAAUACUGUGCCGGCGUCUUUUCGCUGGUAGCAAUAUCAAUAACUAUUGGUUUGUAUGCAAUGAUAUUACACACUUUAAAAUUGAGAAGAAUUCGAAGAACACAAAAUGAAGAACGGAACUUUCAUUUUAGAUAUGUUUGUUGUUUGAAAUGUUGCAAAGCAAAAUCAUUGAAGACAGAAUAUCUCAAAGGUAAAGAAAACGUGGAUAGUCACUUGAGUGUUGAAAAUUCAACUUCUACACAAAUACGCUGCGCAGACAGUUGGAUUAAUUGUUUCUCUCCAAAUAGGGACGACCAUGAAGUGAAGUUAAACAAUAUAAAACUGCGUCAAGCUGAAUCUGAUAUCGGAAAUCAACAAGUGUUUCAAAGAAAUAACAAAACAAGCGAAACCGACACGGAGGAAAGGGACUCCACAAGAAAGGAAAUAUCUGGGUUUGAGAUAAAAACUGAAAAACCACAGUCUUCUGGAAAUGUAUCAAAAAACUUCACACAAGCAUUGAAAUCAGAAAACAUUAUAACAAAAAUGUUUCUGGCUGUCUUAACUACACAGAUUUUGACGUGGUUUUUGUAUAUAGCGUCAACGUUCAUUCCAAGGAAAACGCCUCCUCUGGAGAGCAUAGAGGACAAGGUCGAAGAAAAUUUCAUUCUAAUGUUAAGAAGGGCCGUGUUUUUCGGAUACCUAUUAAAUCCAGUUAUUUACCUUUAUUUUGAUGGACAGUUCAGGCGAAAGAUGAAGGGCGUUUUCUGUAUGCUAUCUGGCGAUCAAUUCUCAGACACAUCCACGUCUAAGACAGGCAACUCAAAUUUGCGAUGACAUGAAUAAAUUUCAGAAAUAUAUUUUACAAACACAACAAAUGAAGUUGACACAAA